GUCUUUAGAAGUCGGAAGCCUUCCCUAGGACGACUGUUACACGAGGCUAUGGCGCCAGCCACCCAGACCGUGAAUACGACGGCGCGGUUAGCUGCCCUGCGGGACUUGAUGCGCGGGAAUGGCCCAGUGGAUGCAUAUGUGGUACCGAGUGAAGAUCAACACUCUAGCGAAUAUCUGGCGCAUUGUGAUGAGAGGAGAGCUUUCAUUUCUGGCUUCACAGGUUCCGCGGGAUGCGCUGUAAUUACCUCUAAGGAUGCCUAUCUGUUUACGGAUGGUCGAUAUUUCUUACAGGCCGAGAAACAGUUAGAUGGAAAUUGGAAGUUGAUGAAGCAAGGACUCCCAGGCGUCCCGUCGUGGCAGGAAUUCCUUGCGAAGAAUCUUGAACCUAGCAGCCGUAUCGGAAUUGACCCAACCUUAAUCUCUGCAGCGGAUGCCGAUAGUCUCAAAGAGACCCUAAUCCCGAAGAAGUCCCAGCUCGUCCCUAUAGAUAUGAACCUAGUAGACCAAGUAUGGGGAGCUGAUCGACCGGCGCGCCCGAAGAACAAGGUCUUCCCUCUGGAUAUCAAAUAUUCAGGGCAGCCGCACCACGAGAAGAUCAAGCAGCUAAGGGAUGAGCUCACGAAUCAGAAAGUCAAAGCUAUAGUCGUGAGCAUGCUCGACGAAGUCGCUUGGCUAUUUAACCUCCGGGGCUCGGACAUCGACUUCAACCCAGUAUUCUUCGCGUACGCGGUCGUCACCCACGACACGGCCGUCCUGUUCGUCAACCCAGAGCAGGUCGACGAAGCCGUGCGCGGGCAUCUUGGCAGGGACAUUGAGGUUCGCGCAUAUGACGAGUUCUUUGCGUACCUCAAGAGGCUCGUGACGGAGUUAGAUGCGUCCGAAGAUGCCCCUAUUCUGAUCAGUGAUAAGACCAGCUUCGCCGUGGAUCAGGCCAUCGGUCAGGACAAAGUGCAGAUCACUCGCUCUCCCGUCACAGAUCUUAAAUCCAUCAAGAACGCGACGGAAAUCGAAGGUUUCCGCCAGUCACACAUCCGGGACGGCGCUGCGCUCGCGCGUUACUUCGCCUGGCUCGAGGAGCAGCUCAACAAUGGGGUUGAGUUGAACGAGAGUCAGGCCGCAGAUAAACUCGAAGAGUAUCGCUCACAGCUGGAUCUGUACAAAGGGUUAUCGUUCACUACGAUAUCCUCGACGGGGCCCAACGGAGCCAUUAUCCAUUACUCCCCUGAUCCGAGCGACUGCGCGAUCAUCGAGAAGGACCAGAUCUACCUAUGCGACUCCGGCGGACAAUACCUCGACGGCACGACCGACGUAACCCGCACAUGGCACUUCGGCACGCCGACCGCGGAGGAGAAGAGGGCUUUCACGCGUGUAUUGCAAGGCCACAUCGCGAUAGACACGGCUGUAUUCCCCAACGGGACCUCAGGUUAUGUCAUCGAUUCUUGGGCGCGGAGAGCAUUGUGGGCAGACGGGCUUGAUUAUCGCCACGGGACUGGACACGGUGUUGGGCAUUUCUUAAAUGUGCACGAAGGUCCACACGGUAUCGGUGUCCGGAUAGCGUACAACAGCACCGCUCUCAAAGUUGGAAUGACGGUAUCCAACGAACCCGGCUAUUACGCUGACGGGCGCUUCGGGAUCCGUAUCGAGAACGUCGUUAUCGUCCAGGAAGCUCAGACGCCUAAUAACUUUGGAAGCAAGGGAUACCUCCGCAUGGAGCACGUCACAAUGUGCCCUAUACAGAAGAAGCUUGUGGAUCUGGAUGUACUCACCCCUCAAGAGCGGGACUGGCUGAAUCGGUAUCACGAGGAGACAUGGGAAAAGGUGUCACCCCUUCUUCAGAACGAUAAGCGCGCAUUAGAGUGGCUGAAGAGGGAAUGCUCGCCCCUGUAAUACUGCAUCACGGUCAUAACUAUGCAGAGUUGCUUUUCCAUGCUGUGACCGCUGGUGAGGUCGCCCG
Gloeophyllum trabeum ATCC 11539 is the source of this 1954-nucleotide messenger RNA. Its product is annotated as Creatinase/aminopeptidase. The transcript is spliced from 22 exons. The record is from RefSeq and is a predicted model, not a curated record. The coding region runs from base 49 to 1887 and encodes 612 amino acids. Gene Ontology annotation, molecular function: metalloaminopeptidase activity. NCBI's taxonomy places the organism in Eukaryota, Fungi, Basidiomycota, Agaricomycetes, Gloeophyllales, Gloeophyllaceae.